Messenger RNA from Brienomyrus brachyistius, 6756 nucleotides. RefSeq names its product solute carrier family 25 member 25b (gene slc25a25b). The transcript is spliced from 12 exons. Gene Ontology annotation, molecular function: calcium ion binding; ATP transmembrane transporter activity. The record is from RefSeq and is a predicted model, not a curated record. Lineage: Eukaryota; Metazoa; Chordata; Actinopteri; Osteoglossiformes; Mormyridae. Gene Ontology annotation, cellular component: mitochondrial inner membrane. Bases 2654 to 4210 code for a protein of 518 amino acids. Gene Ontology annotation, biological process: transmembrane transport.
CAUACUCCACCAUACUUGCAGGUGGAGUAUGGCAUACUGCAGUCUCUGUUUUGGAGAAAAUAAAUAAGGAUGGUGCAUCUCAUGGUGUCAAAGAUGCAGAGAUCAGAGAGUGGUGUGAGGGGUUGGGAGCAUUGGGGUGAUCUCCUUUGCUGCAGGUGUGACCUUGUGGACCGCAAACACCGAAUGGAAAAUACAAUUUGUAUAUUUUCUACCUUUGGGGUGGUGUUUGUGCCAAUGGGUCCGAGGAGCAUUGGAGCCUUGAGAUGGAAGGUGGACUCUCUACUGUUGUGUUCAGGCUCUGCAGCUUCACCCUGCCAAACCGUGCCUCAUCCAGUCCAUGACACUGGCGUCACUCCAUUUGUUUGUGAUUUUAAUUUGUUCGUCUCCUCCUUUCCGUUCAACCAUCACCGGUACAAGCGCAUUUAGAACUUUCUAGAGCAGCCUUAGCCAAAAGUCAACAUCCAAGCCUUAACCUGGAGGCUUGUGUGUAGUUCAAACACUCAAACAAAUGUUAGUUCAGGUACACAUUUUUCAACUAUGCGCUGUCGUCAUGGAGACAGCCAGGAAGACCGAACGACAUCAAGUCUCCGAUUGCAACUGGCCAACUGCAGAACUGAGUUAAUCGACUGGCAGCCGGUCAGCAAUACAGCAAAUAAAGAGGUCAUUCAGGAUAUAUGGGAUCGGUUAGCAAUGCCUGCGUGCCUCGUUCUUUCCGCUGUGCUGACUGCAUCCCCAGAGGGAUCAUAGCCACCUGGAGAAUUUGUGUAUGCUAAGCAGGUUCACAUGGAGGCAGCAGCGGUGUGGCCAUGGCACUGGGUGGAGGGUAGCCAGCCAACCCAGUGUGACCGAACCAGUCAUGUGGCAGUGGGCCGUUAACGAUCACAUUGGGGUGACACAUCUCAGCCAGCCAGAGAUUCCCAUAGUUUCUCCUUUUACCAUUCCACUACCAUGCUCAUCUUGUGCAUAUUUAUUUAAUACUUGUUUAGCAGUAAAGGCUUAAUUGAAGCUCUUACUGCAGUACCGCCCACUGUCAUCUGCAGAUUCCUGCGUUAAAAGGCGAAGGGCCUUCUGCGUUAUUCAUUAGUGAUCUCGCACACAUUUUGCUCAAGAUUGACAAUUGUCAGCAUAAACAAACAGUUAUACAUAAUGAGAUGCACUCCCCAUUUUGACUGGGGAAAGACUCCCCAACACUUCAGAGAGGGUAAUGAGUGGUGUCUCUUCUCCAUUCUUCCUCCAUCGUCCAGCUAUGUUUGCAUGAAGAUCCAAACUGAAAUGAUGAUUUGGCUUAAGAUGAAUUUGCCCUCAGGCUGGAAAACUGACCAAAAUUUUGAAGACUGGUGAACAGAGGCUGGCCCUCAGUUCCCUGUUCUCUGGACAGAGAUCUCUGAUUGUGGGGGGUGGGGGUGGGGUUUUAACCGUAUCCCCUUCAUCUGAACUCAUGGUCUUGUGUCAAAAAAUGAACAUUUGUUUGUAUCUGUUAGGGUAAUAUCUUAAAAAUUGGGUCUGGAUCAGCUUUUCUAAAGGCCUCAUUACUGAAUGGCAUGAAUGAUUGAAUAGAGAGGGAGAAAUGAAAAAGGUAAUGACUCCCACACUGUGCACCUUGGGGAGGGACUCGUCCUCUUAUUGCCCAUGCAUAUAGAGAUGAAUAUGGCAUCCAGAUGAAUGGGGAAAGCGGGAGGUGGGGGAUUUGAACAAAUCGGCCUCAUGCCACACUGUGCUGUGCAGAUCUGGAGCUGCUCCAUGGCAGCAUCUAUGCAGUGAUGAGGUUACUAUGGCAACUCAGAUGAGGUAGUAGAGGAGGAAGGGGGGGAGGCUGGGGAAACCACCUCAGCAAAAUUUCCACAGAAGAUGUAGAGAGAGAGAAGGACUGACUUCCCUCCCUAUAUGACAACAGCAAAUCAGUCAGCUGCCGGCCAGUUCUUAUUCUCUUUUGCGAUUGGCUGCUAAGCUUGGACCUGAUAGUGUGGGGCGUUCUGGUUGGCUUGCACGCAGCUGCAGUGAGGAUGCAGAUUUCUAGGGGGCCUCUUUUUUUACUGCAUUACUCAUCACUAAUGCGGAACCGGCGUAGAGUGCUUGCUUGUGGCAUGCGCUGCAACUACUGCCGAUAGCUGCUGCAUGCCACUCGCAGGGACGUGCUGGCCCAGUCUGGCUUUUCCUGAAACCUAGACGGCAUCCUUUUCUGCCAGAGCAUGGUUAUUAACAACCGUGGUGCCACUUUGACAUAGGAUCACAGUCUUCCGUCUGCAAAAUUUAGCCGGAGAGAUUCCCUACUGAGGUAAAGCAGUCUUAUAGAUUUUCUUUUUUGUUUUUCGGCACAUGGAUACGGCGAAGAUGCAGGGCUCCUGAGAGAGACAGCGUGAGGAGAAAGGCUCUUCUUUUGCAGGGUAUUUGGGGUGAGCUGCUCGUGUUUAAGGACAUUCCCAAAUACAAUAUUCAGCCUGUCCUGACCUCUCCACGAUGUUUCUGCUGUGAGUGUCUGUAUUUGUGUACUUGUAGCUGUGCAUUUACCUCUGACGUGAAUAUGUAAGUGAAUGUGAUUAAGUCUGUAAGUGUGUGUGUCCGUGGCUGUGUGCGGCUGUGGGGAAAGUCAGGCGGCCCAAGUUGUGUGCCUCCGUUGUACCUGACUCUUUGGAGCAGUGCACUGUGGGAAGGGAUGCUGUUGGAGAUCUGCCGGUCCGCCUUGCGCUGGCUCUCAGGAGCUGGGGGGGCCUCGUGUGAUCCCGAGGGUGAGCUGGUCACCAGGAGCUACAGGACAGGAGAGGAAGAGGAGAACAAGCAAGGGGGGCUGGGCUCAGAGCCCCGGUCAGACCCUCCGGCAAGAAGCGCGGAGAGCCUGGAGGCAGGGAAGCGGACCGCAGUGCUCAUCAUGGUGACACCACCACCGGACUUCCAGCAGGAUUUCUCUACGUAUCGAAGCUGGCGAAAGAAAAUUGUAAAAGCUGGGGACAAGGACCUAGAUGGACAGCUGGACUUUGAGGAAUUUGUCCACUACCUUCGUGACCAUGAGAAGAAGCUGAGGCUCGUUUUCAAGAGUCUAGACAAGAAGAAUGAUGGUCACAUUGACUCGCAGGAGAUCAUGCAGUCCUUGAAGGACCUUGGGGUACACAUCUCAGAGCAGCAGGCAGAGAAGAUCUUAAAAAGAAUCAGGAGGGGGCAUAUCUGGGCCCCUAUCGCGUACAUGGAUAAGAACGGGACAAUGACAAUCGACUGGAACGAGUGGAGGGACUACCACCUGCUUCACCCUGCCGACAACAUCCCGGAGAUCAUCUUGCACUGGAAGCAUUCCACGAUAUUUGAUGUUGGUGAGAGUUUACUGGUGCCAGACGAGUUUACGGCAGAAGAGCGGAAGACUGGCAUGUGGUGGCGCCACCUGGUGGCAGGAGGAGGUGCAGGCGCCGUGUCCCGUACAUGCACUGCACCACUGGACAGGCUCAAAGUGCUCAUGCAGGUCCACGCCUCCAGGCGUAACAGUAUGAGCAUGACUGGAGGCUUCACCCAGAUGAUCCGAGAGGGCGGACUGCGCUCACUGUGGAGGGGGAAUGGCAUCAACGUCAUCAAGAUCGCUCCCGAGUCUGCCAUCAAGUUCAUGGCCUAUGAGCAGAUCAAGCGCCUGUUGGGAAGCAAGCAGGACUCCCUUGGGAUCAUGGAGCGACUGGUCGCCGGUUCCCUGGCAGGAGCCAUCGCUCAGAGCAGCAUAUACCCAAUGGAGGUCCUGAAGACCCGCCUGGCCUUGCGGAGGACUGGCCAGUACUCUGGCAUCGUAGACUGUGCCAAGCAUAUCUUUCAGAAAGAGGGACUGACGGCGUUUUACAAGGGCUACAUUCCCAACAUGCUGGGCAUCAUUCCCUACGCGGGUAUUGACCUGGCCGUGUACGAGACACUGAAGACCUCAUGGCUGCAGCGGUAUGCCACAGACAGCGCCGACCCUGGUGUGUUUGUCCUACUGGCCUGCGGGACCACCUCCAGCACGUGCGGCCAGCUGGCCAGCUACCCAUUGGCGCUGGUCCGGACCCGCAUGCAGGCACAAGCCUCCUUGGAGAGCGGACCUCAGAUGACCAUGACUGGACUUUUCAGGCAUAUUGUGCGGACAGAAGGGGUGACUGGGCUUUACAGGGGCAUCGCCCCCAACUUCAUGAAGGUCAUCCCAGCGGUCAGCAUCAGCUACGUGGUGUACGAGAACCUGAAGGUGACCCUUGGUGCAGCGUCAUAACAAGUCAAGGCCAGCAGAUCCACAGUGGGGCUCUUUCAGGAGUUUAAGGGACAUAUGGGACAAGCCUGGAUCAAUUACCCCCUCCCCUGAGCAUUUGCACAGCCAUCUCAUCAGUGGGAAUCCAGUGGAGGGUGGGCAGCUUCAGAGACUAGGGAGUGGGGGAAGAUAACUGACACUGCUCUGGAGGAAGAGGAGUAAUCAUCACACCUGCUUCUAGUUUAUUUAUUUCUAGUGUUUUUUCAACUUUAAUUGUAUUUUAAUCAUCAAGAAAUGAACCACAUUAACUCCAAGUCACUGCAGGGCCCUGAUAUUAUAUAUUUAACAAUAAAAAUGCAUGUGAUGUAAAGGCUGCAAAAGGUUACAGUGGUAACACUUCCUAGGAGGGAGGAUACUUAUUUUUUGAGUCUGUGCUGCUAAGUGGCUGCUUAUUCAAGCUUUCAGCAACUUCAAUGUAUGCAGUGCCAGUGCCUCCCAGCGGGUGGCAGUGUUGAUCAACCACGCUGGUUAUAAGGAUAUUAAUACAAAACACAAAGUGCAAAGGAUCGGUUUGCUUUUGUUUUGGUCAUCUUAGUUUAACUAAAAAUUCCCCUAAUAUAUAAACACUUUCUCUUGUAUUUGCAUUAAUACUUUAUCACUCUCCCUGAAGAGAAACCAUUUUGAAUUCGUUUGUUAGGUUUCCAUUUAAAUUAUUUUCUUUAAUCCGUUUAAGGCACAUAUCCCUAUUCCUGUUGCAUGGAGCCAAACUUGUAUGACUAUAAAGUGGACAAAUAUAAUACAAGAGAGGAAAUUGCCUUAUCGGUCUGAAUUGUCAAGAGCAGUUGUUGAGAUAACAAUUGUCAAUAAUUUAUUUUUAUACCUCCUGAAGAACAUUUUAAAUGGACCUGUUUUGUAGACACUGCAUGGAGAGCAGGUGCGGCAUUAACAAGUUUCUUUAAGUUAAAUCGUUUAGUUUCAUUGCAGAGCUCGAAAUUUCUUGAGCUCUUUGUGUAAAUUUGACUACCGAAAACAUGGUGACUUUUCAGAUGCAUCCGGACUAGCCAAGGAUGAGGUGUAUGGAAUGGUAUAGCAGGAGAUGUAAUCCCCUUAUCAGUGUUUGUACUCACUGCACUGCAAAAACAAGGCCGCUGUUUACUUCACUUCAUGGUGUGUAGAUUUAACUAAUGUAGUUGAAUAACACUUAAGCACUUUAAAAUUAACUCUCUUUAACCAUGUUUUAUUUUCUUUGUCAGUCAAUCAGAUGCAGUCAGUUUUUCUUAACUGAUGGUAAAAUAUGCCCUGGCGUUAUUGGUUCGUUUAGGACGUGUUUUUGUUUUAUGAAAAAUUGUGGAAAUGCUGUUUGACCAUAAUGCCUAAUUUACAUAAAUAAUUUUCAUGCACCUGAGGGAUUCCCUUGCUUUAAGAUUCUUGUCUGACAAUGUCCAGUAUUUUUAUGGGGAGGAAAAACCCAGAAAAACACUUUUAUCCCCCCUCUGCUGUUAGAAUUUCGCCUCGGCCGUCACUGUUGCCUUAUAUCGCAUGAAACCGAUUGUUAGACUUCAAAGGGGCAGGGGCUACCCCAAACCCUAGGGGGAGCUGUGGGUGGGGGAACUGGUUGACUUUUCAUUUUAUGUUUACCUCUCAGGGAGGACUUGGACAGAAGGAAGGGGAAUCCGUUUACUGAAAUGACUAAAUUGCACUUCUCUUAGUUGGUCUUAAAUUCCUUUUCAGUACGGAAUUCCUGUUCAUUUCUGUUUCCCGGUAAUGUUAUGCUCGCCUUUAGUUUUUGACGGAAUGACUUCCCUCCCUUUCAAAAUGUUAUUUAUGCUUGGUAACAAUUAUGUAAAAUGUGCACAGAUUUUAUGUGCAUUGUAGAAUAAACGUGGCAUGACCAGAAAGGAUACCAUGAUGGUUUGGCCUUUAUAAUUAAAGACAGAGCUUCAUUUACUUUCAUAUACUCUCACCAGCCCAGGAUUGUAUUCUGGAGCCUGUCCAUCACCCCAAAACACAAAUUUAAAUGUUUAGUGAAAUCACCACCCAGAUACACAUCCCAUAAUAAUCUAAUCAUCUAGGCAGCUAAUCUAUAAGAAUGCUGCUUUACUGUGUCUAGAUAACAGUUUGAUCUACAUGCAAGCAAUGCAUAGACUAUAGAUGAGUGAACUUUCAUCCUUUUGAACAUCCUUCUGAAACAUUUCCAUACUACUGCUUAAAAAUGACUGGCAUGAUGCUUGUUUGGACUUAACCCUGAUUACUGGCUGACAUGUGACUCUCAUGAUGUGCAGACAUUUGGUGGAAAAAGUCUCAAGUCAAACCUCCUUUAGCUAACAAGUGGAACCGAAAUGUCUGUGUAGCAAAACAUAUCUGUACUUAAGCAUCAACCUAGAUCUGUUUUGUAAAAGAGAAUAUUGUGAUGUGGUGCAAUGAGCAAUGCAAAAUCUGCCAUGUUUAGGUUCGUUUCUUUGUUUUUGUUUGCUUAUUAAAAACCCUAAUGUGAUAUGUAGAAUAUGAUUGAAUGAAUGUCAUUUAUGUUGUUAUGGGAACAAGUGUAAAAUAAAGAUAUACUUAGCUGA